Molecule: messenger RNA, 786 nt
Organism: Didymodactylos carnosus
Lineage: Eukaryota; Metazoa; Rotifera; Eurotatoria; Philodinida; Philodinidae
Source: the annotation of a GenBank genome assembly
AUGUCGGCGAUAAGUCCAAUACUAAGCAUAUCGCCGAUCUUAGUCCAUCCACGAAGUUAUCUAAAAGAACAAUGGCAGGCGCAAAAGAAUGCAAAAUUACAGUUACAGGAAGAAACUAUAGAAUCUUAUGUUUAUUCAACACAAAAGCAAAGUUCACCUCAAAUUGAUAAAGGUGAUUCGAGUGUUACUUCUGAGACACAGCGCUCGCUGCUAGAUCAGAGUUCAUUGAAAUCACCAUGGUUAUCUGCAACAAUCAUUUCACAUAAAGUCAAUACCCCAUUACCAGACGAAACAAAAAAAACAUCUGAUGUACAGAUCUCGUCACAAAAGCAUGCUUUUAUAAUUCGUGUAUGGAAAUCAAGAUUUACCAGCUGUGUCUUAGGACAGUUAUGUUGUCUUGCAGUGAUAGUUCCAAUUUUAGUAUUGUGGCUAACACAAGCUUCGACAACUAGUAAAACAGAAACCUGCCUUACAUUCGAUGACAUAUCUAAUAUAUCAAGUUUUGCUCAGAUACCUGAUUGGUACGGCUAUUUGUAUUGGUCAAAUAUGUAUUAUUUGAACACAACUGUAUUAAAUACAACUAAUAAUCCAACUGGAUAUUGGAAUGUACGUACAAGCGGUAUGUUCGUAGCGUUUAAUGGUUUCGAUAGUCUGAUGUCUGUUAGUGGUAUUAGCAAUGCUACAUUCACUCUCAACUCAUUUAUGGCUGCAUCCAUCAUAGUAACUGUUGAUGUUGUUUCCACACUUGUUGUUGUUGUUGUGGUUAUGGAUGAUGAUAAUGAUUAA